AUGUCGGCUCUGACCACGACCGCCGCCUAUAAUGUCGCGUACUUCAACCCCGCCGCUGAUGACAACGACGACAACGACGACCACCACCGCCGCCAGUUGCCACCAUCUACGCUGACGGAAGUGCAGUUGGAGAUGAGCUACGGAACGCCGGCCGCUGCCGACCACAACGCCACGUCCAGCAGAGAUAGCCUGUUGACGCCCAGAGCAUGGAUCGGAUGCCGUCAUGUCGUCACGUUCAUGUUGUUUCUCGGUAUGGCCAACGCUUACAUAAUGAGGACCAACAUGUCAGUGGCCAUAGUGGCCAUGGUUAACCAGACCGCGCUAGAAAGGGACCCGACCAUUCCGGACGACGAAUGCGAAGGGUACUACACGCCAGCCGCGAACAAAACCGUACACGGUAUGUCCAACGAAGGGUCAUUCACGUGGAGCACGUCCCAACAGGGCUAUGUUCUCAGUUCGUUCUUUUACGGUUAUGUCAUAACGCAGAUACCGUUUGGGAUACUAUCGAAGACGUAUGGUGCCAAGUACUUCCUUGGCAUCGGCAUGCUCAUCAACUCGGUAUUUGGCUUCUUGGUGCCGUUGUCCGCCAACUUCGGUAUUUUUUCGCUGAUCACCGUACGUUUCAUUCAGGGACUCGGAGAGGGUCCCAUAGUUCCCUGUACUCACGCUUUGCUCGCAAAAUGGAUCCCUCCGAACGAGAGGAGCCGAAUGGGAGCGUUUGUUUAUGCCGGAGCGCAAUUCGGCACUGUCAUUUCAAUGCCACUGAGUGGUGUGCUCUCGGAGUACGGGUUUGCCGGAGGAUGGCCAUCGAUAUUCUACGUGUUCGCCACAAUCGGCACGCUGUGGUCAGUCGCAUUUUUGUGGUUCGUACAUGAAGAUCCCGAAUCUCACCCCACCAUACCGCACGACGAAAAGAAAUACAUAAUUACUUCCGUUUGGGGAGCUGCCGGUGUGUCCUCUCCCCCCGUGCCGUGGAGAAGCAUAUUGAGGUCAGCACCGUUCUGGGCCAUAUUGGUCGCUCACAUGGGUCAAAAUUACGGAUACGAAACGCUCAUGACCGAGCUGCCGACUUUCAUGAAACAAGUGUUGCACUUCAAUAUAAAAGCCAACGGAACGUACUCGUCACUGCCGUACCUCGCCAUGUGGGUGUUCUCGAUGGCGGCCAGCCAUAUAGCUGACAUGAUGAUAUCCUCGGAGAAGUUCACGCACACCAUCACACGCAAAAUUGUGAACUCCGUCGGUCAAUUCGGUCCCGCGAUAGCGCUGAUCGCCGCGUCCUACACGGGCUGCGACCCGUACCUGACAGUGGCCAUACUGACCGUGGGAGUGGGUCUCAACGGCGGCAUUUACUCGGGUUUCAAAGUCAACCACCUGGACAUAUCGCCGCGGUUCGCCGGAAUACUGAUGAGCCUGACCAAUUGUCUGGCCAACUUGGCCGGUCUGCUGGCCCCGAUCGUCGCCGGCUACGUUAUUGACAAAAGGCCCACCCAGGCAGCCUGGAGAGUGGUGUUCAUAACGUCGGCGGUCGUGUACAUGGUGUGUUGUACGGUUUACAUGGUGUUCGGCAGCGGCACUCGUCAGCCGUGGGACAAUCCGUCCAAUGACCAAAUUAACUUUGAGCACAAGAAAAACAAGAAGAAUAACAACAUGGCCAUGGACAGCGGGGACACCGUUCAGUAA
This is a messenger RNA of Macrosiphum euphorbiae (potato aphid), 1680 nucleotides long. The record is from the annotation of a GenBank genome assembly. NCBI's taxonomy places the organism in Eukaryota, Metazoa, Arthropoda, Insecta, Hemiptera, Aphididae.